This is a messenger RNA of Sturnus vulgaris (Common starling), 604 nucleotides long. It is a transcript of the gene C2H12orf57, whose product is annotated as chromosome 2 C12orf57 homolog. NCBI's taxonomy places the organism in Eukaryota, Metazoa, Chordata, Aves, Passeriformes, Sturnidae. Gene Ontology annotation, biological process: post-embryonic development. The record is from RefSeq and is a predicted model, not a curated record.
GGCGGCUGCCCGCUCCGCCGGGCCCCGUGCUGCGCCCUGACCGCUGCUCUUCAUGGCGGCCUCCGCGCAGCCUUCUGUGCCGCCGGCGCUGAGCGCGGAACAGGCGAAGGCGGUGCUGGCGGAGGUGAUCAAGGCGUUCGGGGCGCCUGAAAACGCGCAGCGCAUGGAGGAGGCUCGGGACAACGCCUGCAAUGACAUGGGCAAGAUGCUGCAGUUCCUUCUGCCCGUGGCCACGCAGAUCCAGCAGGACGUGAUCAAGGCCUACGGCUUCAGCAGCGACGGCGAAGGCGUCCUGAAGUUCGCCCGGCUGAUCAAGUCCUACGAGUCGCAGGACCCGGAGAUCGCCAGCAUGUCGGGCAAGCUGAAGGCCAUGUUCCUGCCGCCCAUGACGCUGCCGCCGCACGGGGCCGGCACCGGCGGUGUUGCUGCCUCCUGAGCCCGCGGAGUUUUGCCGGUGCUCUGGCUGGUGCUCUCCUCCCAAGGAGCAGGUCCUGUCAGCCCUGGGAAUGGGGCACUUGUACAAGGGAAACGCGGAUCUGGAAGGAACGGGAUGCUUCAUGCCCACUCGUGUGUCUGCUCGUGAAUAAAAUGUGUGUUGAAAGUG